This is a messenger RNA of Pestalotiopsis fici W106-1, 477 nucleotides long. RefSeq lists its product as uncharacterized. The transcript has a single exon. The record is from RefSeq and is a predicted model, not a curated record. NCBI's taxonomy places the organism in Eukaryota, Fungi, Ascomycota, Sordariomycetes, Amphisphaeriales, Sporocadaceae. Gene Ontology annotation, cellular component: intracellular anatomical structure. Bases 1 to 477 code for a protein of 158 amino acids.
AUGGCUGCAAACACACGCUCAGCUCAGGACGUCAUUGCGGCCCUGAACCUCUCCCCGCAUCCGGAAAAGGGCUAUUUCAUCGAGACGCACCGCGACGGCACCAACGGCACGGCCAUUUACUACCUGCUGGAAAAGGACGCGGGGCGGUCGCACUGGCACAAGGUGACCAACGCGACCGAGAUCUGGCACCACUACGCGGGGGCCCCACUCCGGCUCGGCCUGGCCUGGGACGACGGCGCCACGCCCGUCCGCCACGUCGUGCUCGGCCAGGACCUCUGGCGCGGCGAGCGGCCCCAGGUAGUGGUGCAGGUCGGCGAGUGGCAGUGCGCCACCACGCUGGGCGACUGGACCCUCGUGGGCUGUACCGUGUCGCCUUCCUUUAGCAUGGAUCACUUUGUCAUGGCCGACGAGGGCUGGGAGCCCAAUACCGGCGGCACCGGCAAUGACGACGACGACGCAAGGGCGGGCUCAAAGUAG